AGGGAAAUCUAUUUAAACCUAAGUCCUGCACACUGCACUUUUCAAGACACCGGAGCGCAUGAAAACUCUAGUGGAUUCUCUAGGAAAGGAGACCAUGCCCCACAGGUCUCUGUCUAACCUCUCCCUGCUCACGGAAGCGAAUGAGAGCGAGUUUGUUCCGGACGUGUGGGAGAAGGAUUUCCUGCCCAGCUCGGACCGGACCACCGCGGAGUUGGUGAUCCGCUGUGUGAUCCCGUCCCUCUACCUGCUCAUCAUCACGGUGGGCUUGCUGGGCAACAUCAUGCUGGUAAAGAUUUUCCUCACCAACAGCGCCAUGAGGAGCGUCCCCAACAUCUUCAUCUCUAACCUGGCGGCAGGAGACCUGCUGCUGUUGCUCACCUGUGUCCCGGUGGAUGCCUCACGCUACUUCUUUGAUGAGUGGAUGUUCGGUAGUUUGGGCUGCAAACUCAUUCCAGCCAUCCAGCUCACCUCGGUGGGGGUGUCUGUGUUCACUCUCACUGCCCUCAGCGCCGACAGGUACAGAGCCAUUGUGAACCCCAUGGACAUGCAGACAUCCGGGGUGGUAGUAUGGACCUGUGUGAAGGCCGUGGGGAUUUGGGUGGUCUCUGUGUUGCUGGCAGUUCCUGAAGCUGUGUUUUCAGAAGUGGCACGUAUUGGUAGCUGGGAUAACAGCAGUUUUACCGCAUGCAUACCAUACCCUCAAACGGAUGAACUGCAUCCAAAGAUUCAUUCUGUGCUCAUUUUUCUGGUCUAUUUCCUCAUACCACUUGUUAUUAUCAGCAUUUAUUAUUAUCACAUUGCAAAGACCUUAAUUAAAAGUGCCCAUAAUCUUCCUGGAGAAUACAAUGAACAUGCUAAAAAGCAGAUGGAGACACGGAAACGCCUGGCUAAAAUCGUGCUGGUGUUUGUGGGCUGCUUCGUCUUCUGCUGGUUUCCCAAUCACGUCCUCUACAUGUACCGAUCUUUCAACUACAAGGAGAUUGACCCUUCUCUGGGUCACAUGAUUGUCACCUUAGUGGCCCGGGUUCUGAGUUUUUGCAAUUCUUGUGUCAACCCCUUUGCUCUUUACCUGCUCAGCGAGAGCUUCAGGAAGCACUUCAACAGCCAGCUCUGCUGUGGGAGGAAGUCCUACCCCGAGAGAUCAACCAGCUACCUGCUCAGCUCUUCAGCAGUGAGAAUGACUUCUCUGAAAAGCAACACUAAGAACGUGGUGACCAAUUCUGUUCUGCUAAAUGGACACAGCACGAAGCAGGAAAUAGCUCUGUGACUGGAGGCCAUUCAACUCACUCUUGGAAGAGACCUUAAAAACUUUUCUAUUCUUAUUGUGCAGAGCAGAACUAAAUAAUUUCCACAUUCUUACUGUUGCUUAGCUAAUUCAUCAGACAACUUCAUGACUGACUCAGAAAAGGCAAGACAUUUUUCUCUGAAUAGAACCUUAAAUUACAAUAUGCACACCUAUACUAUACACACAAAUAUAUCUCGUUCUAAAAUGUGUAGAAAAUGAGUCUGCAGACAUGGCUCAGUGGUUGAGAGCACUAACAAUGACGGAAAACAGCAGUUCCAGGAUACCUGACCUCCUUUUCUGGUCUCUGUGGGCACAGCAUGACAUAGAGGCACUUAACGUGCAGGCAAAACACUCAUAUACAUAAAAUAAGAAAAAUAAAUUGAUUUAGAAAAUGAUGUACAUAAAUCAAUAUUCCCCCAGUAUUUAAGGUGGUGUUACAAAAACUAUUAUAUUUACCUUAAAUUUCUUUUAUA
Messenger RNA from Nannospalax galili (Upper Galilee mountains blind mole rat), 1758 nucleotides. It is a transcript of the gene Nmbr, whose product is annotated as neuromedin B receptor. Gene Ontology annotation, biological process: bombesin receptor signaling pathway. Lineage: Eukaryota; Metazoa; Chordata; Mammalia; Rodentia; Spalacidae. The transcript has 3 exons. Gene Ontology annotation, cellular component: membrane. Bases 59 to 1267 code for a protein of 402 amino acids. The record is from RefSeq and is a predicted model, not a curated record. Gene Ontology annotation, molecular function: bombesin receptor activity.